Messenger RNA from Amphiprion ocellaris (clown anemonefish), 3179 nucleotides. RefSeq names its product zinc finger protein 32-like. The transcript is spliced from 2 exons. The record is from RefSeq and is a predicted model, not a curated record. Gene Ontology annotation, molecular function: DNA-binding transcription factor activity, RNA polymerase II-specific; RNA polymerase II cis-regulatory region sequence-specific DNA binding. Gene Ontology annotation, biological process: regulation of transcription by RNA polymerase II. Bases 117 to 1205 code for a protein of 362 amino acids. NCBI's taxonomy places the organism in Eukaryota, Metazoa, Chordata, Actinopteri, Pomacentridae.
CCGGCAGUAGUCGGUGAUCGUGUCGGUGCAGCAGAUAGCCGAGACCAGCGGAGAGUAAACAAACCUCCAACUUCUAACAGCUGCAGAAACACCAAACCCUCCAGACUGAGAGGAAAAUGUCCGGACUGCAGGGUCUGAAGGCGUUUAUCAGCCAGCGGCUCACCGCGGCGGUGGACGACGUCCUGGGACACCUGGAGAGAACCUUCCGGGAGUACGAGGAGGAGACGGAGCGCCGCCACCGGGACCUGCUGGAGGUGUUUCUGACGGCGGAGAUGAAGCAGCGCGGUGCAGUGUGUCCAUCAGAUGUCCAGCAGAUCGUGGUGAAUGUAGAGAAGCAGCAGAAGAGGAGCUCCAGUCUGGACCAGGAGGACGCUCAUAUUAAAGAGGAGCAGGAGGAGCUGUGGAGCAGUCAGGAGACUGAUAUCACUGAGUUUCCCUCCUCUCCUGUCCCUGUGAAGAGGGAAGAUGAUGAAGAGAAACCUGAGUCUUCACAGCUUCAUCACAGCCACACUGAGGAGAAUAGAGACUCUGUGGGAGAAUCAGAACCAGAACCACAUUUACAACCAGUCACUGGAGACAAAGCUUCAGACUCUGAACCUGAGACUGAGAUCAGUGAUGACGACUGUAAACAGAGUAGAGAACCUGAACAAGACUCUGUGCAACAUCACAGCACUUCAGUGAACGAAGGUGGAAAAAAGUUGUUUAUCUGCAGUGAAUGUGGCCGAAAGUUUGGUCGUAAAGACAGCCUGCGGAGACACAUGAGAUACCACACCGGAGAGAAACCAUACAGCUGCUCUGUUUGCAGCAAAAGAUUCUCUCAGAGGCCAAACUUAAUCCGUCAUAUGAGAUGUCACUCAGGAGAGAAACCAUUUGGCUGCUCAUUCUGUGAGACUAGUUUUGCUGUGCGCAGCGCUCUGGUGAACCACAUGAGGAUCCACACAGGAGAGAAACCAUUCAGCUGCUUAUACUGUGAGAAAAGUUUCACACAGAAGGGAGGGCUGAAGAAACACAUGACUGUUCACACAGGAGAGAAACCCUACAGCUGCCCAGUGUGUGAGAAAAGCUUUUCACAGAAAGCAAACCUGACUUAUCACUUUUCAGUGCACACGGGACAGAAACAGUUUGGCUGCAGCAUCUGUGACAAAAGAUUCACGUGGCAGUCGCAGGUCAAAAGCCACAAAUGUGUUGGAGAGAGCAGCAGCUGAAACUGCAGAGUUGCCAGAAUUACUGUAAAUAAAAACUAAAGUCAACACUCUGCAUUCUCACACUCCCAAUACAGUCUUCUGAACAAGCACAUUUAUGGAGCAUGAAUAUAAAACAGGGAUGGUGGUUUUUGCACAGCUACAGUGUCCAGUUGCACAUUUAUAACAAGUAAAGCACUCAGAGAGCGCAGUACUCUGCCAAGGCUGCUCAGUCAAUGUAUGAUUUCUGACGGAUAAGUCCUGAUAAGUCCACAGCGGUUGAUUUGUAGUAGGAUCACGAUCAUGUCAUCAACAGCAGGCAGCUGAUGUAGCGUUCACUUGUUGUCAUAGUUACAGUGACGCCGUGACGCUAUCUUGCAAUGAUACAUAAAUCUUUAACAAAUCCAUGGAUCCAGACUAUAAGCAGCAUCACUGCCAAAAUGUAAUCAGUUGGUUGUUGUGUCAUUUCUGACCUUCCCUGAAAAUUUCAUCCAAAUCCUUUAGUUUGUUUUUGAGUAAUGUUGCGAACAGAUAGAUUAAAUACAAACAUACGCCGAUUGUCACAUUACUCGCUAUCCGAUUGGAUGAUCCAAAAUCAUUGAUUGUCCUUUAUGACAGAAUGAUUUCUGGAUGAAACAUGAAGCCUGUGGAGUAACAGUGCAGGCUUUGGGUGGAUUGUGUCCCUCAAAAUACUGAAAAAACAUCAACCUGUCCCUCCACCAUACAGUAGAAAAUGUGUUAAAUAUAUCCUCCUUUAAUGAACAUGUUUGUGCAUCUUUCUGUUGUAAUUUCCUAUUAAUUAUUAACAAAAAAACCUUGUUUACCAUCAGAUCCUGGGUUUUUGAAGUUAUCACUGCUGUGUUUGAAUGCAAAUCGCUCUUAAUUUAGAGACAUAUUUAACGUUUCUCUUGAUAUGUGGCGCUGCAGGUAUUUAUUAAAGUCAAAGGAUAAACUCUGUAAUACACAGGACAUCUGUAGGUUUAUUAUUGUUGCUGCAGAAUUUAGAAUUACAGCCAGUGAAACUUGAACAUCAUUACAGUUUCAAGCAUUAAUCUAGCAUGUUUCAGACCUGCCAGAGCCACAUUAAUAGCUAUAUUUUAACAGCUAUGCUAACAAACUGUGUGACUGAUACCUGUGGAGACGAACUGAGGCUUUAAACUCUGCAGUUUUCUUUCUGGAACAAUGUCUGUGCAGAAAUGUGAAGCUCACUGUAAACAGUAGCUUUACAACCCGUGAUACAUAAACACUGACUGGAUGCAUCUUGUAAUGUGCAACAACAUAUUCUUCCCUCCCUCCAAUGCUCCAAGUAAAGCACAGGCCAGCUGUUUUUAUUACAGGUUUAUUACGGGUUAAUACAGAGGAAUUAUUUGUUUAAAAGCUUCUCUAAAUGAAUGAGUUGUUUUUAAUUUAAGCUUGUCAUUGUGCACAAAAUGACAUUUCUGUGUUCUAACUGUGUUAUGGGAUCUGUGUUCCCCCAAAUGUCUGACACCAUCGCAUCAGUCUGGAUGCAGCAACAAGCAGUUCAAAUAAACGUUCCGUGAGAAAUUAGUGUUUUUGUUUUCUGUCGCUGCUGUUAUCAGAGAACUUUUAGCUGUUCUGUUUUAGUAGCAGAGCUUCAAAAUGAGCAUUGCAGCUGAAAUAACAUCCUACAGUAGCAGUAGACCGAUAACCCUCUGAACUCCACGCAGUUUCUAGACGGUUGUUGCUCCUGUCACAUUUUUACUCACUGUGGGCUCAAUUUUCACUGCAAUAUAACUGACUAGAAGUAGAAACAAUUUAGAAAUGUGUUCUGUCCAGAAUGACACAUUUUACCCAACCAGUAGGAGAUGCUGCUAUCUGCUGAUAAAUGCUGCUGUUAAAUGGACAGACACUGACUGCAUUAUAAAGGCUUAUUUCAUUUGCAUUCAUUUGCCCUAUCAGUCUGUUGGACAUCAUAAAUAUGUGAAAUAUAAAUGCUGUGUAUUGCAGAGGGAAUUAAAAGAUUCAUGGUAACCAGUA